GUUUCAUUAAAUCGAAAUUUGUUAUAGUAUAAUAUUAAAAAAUUAUAUCCACAAACAAAAAAUUUUAAACAAUAAAGUGAAAAAAAUUCUAUAAAUAAGUGAGAAAUUAUUUUUCCAAAAAUGUUAUUAUUUUAAUGAAAAGAAGACUUACUAGCUAUUAAAGCAAAAGUCUCCCUAACGUUAAAAUGAAGCAUACUAACAUUUUUAUUAGCCAAGUGGUAAAUUUGCAAUUCUCAUCUAUUACAAAUUUAAUUAUUGUACUGGGAGAUUUAUUACACAACGAUACAGAAUUUUCUGCACUUGAGGAGAAAUUUGAACCAAUUCCGAUUGUCAAUUAUCUUUGUGAUUUUAUGGAUAAAAAUAUUCAAGAGGAAAAUAAAAUAUUAGCUCUAGGACAUAAACUAUUGCAAGAAACGGACUUAUAUGGAUCCAAAUUAAACGAAACUCUUGAUUUCAAGUUCGUUAAUGCUGUUUUAAAUCAUAUUAUUGAAAACACUGUAUUUUCAAAAUUUGGCAAUACUUUCGGAUACUUGUCCGCGAUAGUUAAUUCAGCAAAUAAUCUCACAUUAGAAUCGAUAAAAGAAAGAAUUAUAAGAAAUCUUCAUCAGCAAAUAUUUCUAAACGAUAAUGGAACGUUUUUCACCCUCUCCAAUAUAACCAUUGCGAGAAUAACUGAAAACAUUAUCUUUCCACUUUUCCCCAAAACAAAGAAGUAUAUAAAAAUUAUUGAUUUUAAAUACCUUUAUGCUCAAGCCGGAUGGUUAUUAUUACACAAUGCUCAAAAAAAUACUAAUGAUACUAGUUUUUCUAAAUUAAUUCAACUGGGACUUGACGUAGAACAAGGAGUAUUUCAAGGUAACAUAGAUCCAAGUGCGCUGCAAAUUUUUAAACUACCUGCACUGUUGUACUAUACUCAUCACAAGGAACAUGGAAUCAAGAGAAAAAAUUUAAAAAGCAUUAUGGUAAGCACAAUUUUUUGGCAAAAAGUAUAUAGACGAUUUUUUGCAGAUUUGAAUGUCACAAUUGAAAAAAUGAGUAUAUUCCAUAAACGAAAUCCAUCUUUUCAGUUUCAAACAGCAUUUGCCAAUUUUCAAAAUCGAACUGCUUUGGCAGAGACUAUUUUGCGUAAAAAUUGUCCAAAUAUAACUGAUUAUGAAAGCGAAAUUAAUGAUUACAAAAAUAAUCCAACGGAUUAUUAUUGUAAUAAGCAACUACAGCCAAACGUUAAUGAAAUAUUCUUUAAACAAAAUAGAAUCAUUGCCGAAAAGUAUUACUAUUAUGAAAAGCAUUUAAUUAACCAUGUAUUUGAUGACGAUUUAAAAAAAUUUAUCGAUCAAACAAACGUGACAAUUAAACCGAUUAAAGAUUUUUGGAAUAAUCAGUGUUUGAAAUGUGCUAUCCUUUCCCGCAGACCGAUACUAAGUGAUGGAAUAGAUUUAUUUCAAAUUAGCGACGGAGGAGAGAAGAAAAUGAUAUAUGCUUUAAUUCGUAGUACAAAUGGUAUGAAACUGGUGCCUGCUACAGAUAUGAAUUCGUUUUUACAGAAUGAAAUAGGACUAAAUACUAGGGCGAAAUUGGACGUACCUUUUAUGGCUGAAGAUAUGAAAUCCGCAUCGGAGGAUGAUAAUUUUAAUACAUUUGUAACAUACAUUGCUAAAUAUAGAGAAAAGAAAUUUUUGGCUAAUCUAAAAAGUGCAGGUUACGAGGCUACAACAGUUGAAAAUGUGGCUAAUUUUUUUAAAAAUCUUGUUCCAUUUUACUCUUGUGCUGAAGCGAUGUUGAACUCCGAUACUGCAACACACACAGCUGUUAUGGCUUGUAUUUUCGAUUCUUUAGUAUUUUUACCAGUUUUUGGACUUGGAACAUCCGCUGGUAUGAAAAUUACUUCGGCCACAAUGAGAUCAACGGCAUUAAGAUUAGGUGCACAUAUGGAGACGUUGACUUUAAAAGAAGCCUUUAAAGCUAUAAUGAAAAUUGGAUUUCGUAUUAUUGCCACUGACAUCAUUGACUCAUUCUCACAAAUAAUCACAAAGGAAUUCAUUCAAAAUUUCGGAAUUACGAUACUUCGUUCUUUGGAUCCCGGAAUUGAGUUCUCGUACGUCUUAACUAAAGCUGGUGUAAAAUCGCUUUUGAAGAGCUGGGAGUUCCUCAGAAAGCAAUUUUCGGUUAAAUUCUUGGAUCAUCUGAAAAGUGUUAAAAUUGGAACUUACAAGGGUUAUGAUGUACAUGUGCAGAGCUUUACUGGUAAACAGGGGUUUGGAUUAAAAACAAUUGAUUACCAAGAUAGAAUUGUAGAAUUAAGAAGAAUUCGUGGUUAUGCUGAUGAAAUGCCUGUAGUUGUGAUUAAUAACUCAAAAAGAAGUAAUAAAUACAAAAUAAUAGAUCUAAAAACAGGGGAGCUUGGUGAAACAAUAUGGGAGGAAGGAGAUCAAACUUUGAUUGUUGCUGAUAAACCAUUAAGAUAUCAUUUGAAAAUUAUUCAAAGGGAAGGUUUUGGUGGUAAAGGUGCCCUGAAAAACUGUCGGUUCAGAUUUAAGGCAUACUAUGAUGAUGAAAGGAGUAAAUCUGAUGCAUUAAGUAUAGUAUGGAGUAUGAAGCUUAAGGCACAGAUAUAUAAUUCUUUAAAAAAUCAUGUUUUUAAUGACGAAAUGAGAUCAGCUAAAGAAUUUGUGGAGUAUUGGUUAAUUCAUGGAAACUUUCCGGCGUGGAGCAUAUCUUAUAAAUUAGUGGAUACUGAAUUUUAUUUUAAAUUAAGAUUUGGUAGUCUUCUUGAAGAUCUUAAGUUAAGUAGUGAAAGAGCAAUCAAAGGUGUGUUUGAUCUUUAUGGACAGCAGUAUGUGAGGGAUGUGAUAGAUGUUGAUGCAGAAAUUUUAUUUAAUUUUUAUGAAAACCGUAUGCUGUAUGGUGUUAUUUCAUUUAAUGAUCAAUUUGCAAUUGCUAAUUAUGUAAUAUCAGGAUACAAUAGAGUAUACCUAGAUGAUUUAGAAGCUUUACAUAUGAGACGUGCGCUUUACACAACUGCGUUAAGGCAAUAUGAUAAUUCUGUUAGGUUUUCUAAUUUUAUUAAUGAUUUUUUGUACACAGUGGAUCUAAAACUUGCCGCUGAUGUAUUUCCAUUAAAUAUAGGUAAAAUUAUGGAUAUAAAUCAGUUUAUGGUUUUGUCUCUUAAGAAAAAUCAUUUGCUUUCACGCUUUAUAGGGGUUGUUGAUAAUUCUCUAGUGAAAGUUUUGCAUCAAAUAAAACUUGAUCAUCAUUGUUUAGCAGUAUUUGUGCAGGAAUAUUUGCCAUUUAGAGUUGAAGAUGUCGUUCUUCUUCCUGGAAUUAAAUUACGUUUAAAUUACUGGGAAUAUGAUACAAUUAAUGGAGAGAAUAUAGUUGUGAUAAAUUGGAAGAAUGUUGAGUUUGAUAAAGCAAAAUGGUUAACAGAUACAACGAAUAAAAUUAAAUGCAUAAUGGAUCAAGAGCAAGUUGCAAUAGAACUUGAAAAUGAUGUUCUUAAUGACUUUGAUACAGCUCUAUUACCAUAUUAAUAUGUAAUUAUUUAGAUACUGUAAUAUAAUGACGACUCUUUUCUUGAGGUGAUUAAUAACAAUUUGUACUCCGUAGAACUUAA
This is a messenger RNA of Leptopilina boulardi, 3613 nucleotides long. RefSeq lists its product as uncharacterized. Bases 186 to 3530 code for a protein of 1114 amino acids. NCBI's taxonomy places the organism in Eukaryota, Metazoa, Arthropoda, Insecta, Hymenoptera, Figitidae. The transcript is spliced from 2 exons. The record is from RefSeq and is a predicted model, not a curated record.